AUGUUUGAUACCGGAUCACCGAUUCUGUGGGUUCCUAGUAUGAGGCUAGCGCAAGAGCGACCGAUGGUCCGGAGUGCGUACAAUCCCGACGAUUCUAUGUCAAUCGUCCGCAAACCUAGAUCGAUUACUAUUCAAUACGGGAAUUAUAUCGCCACGGGCGAUAUUUUCUCUGAGCUGGUGAAACUUAACGGGCAUCCGUUUCGCACGGAGUUUUCUGCGAUAAAUAAGAUAGAAGGUUAUGUGGAUCAACUAUAUACAAUCGACGGGCUCUUUGGUCUUGCCAAAAAGCAGUAUUAUAAACAGUUCAAAGCAACUCCACUGGAUGAUAUGGAUGCACAGAAGGUGAUCCCAAAACGUCAAUUUGCCUUCAUUUUUAAACGAGGUGGAGUAUCUGGAACAGUCGUAUUCGGAGACAUUUCCAAGGCUCACAUUCCGGGGACAGUAAACUAUGUUCCCGUAUCCAAGGAGUUUGCAAACAAACACGAAUGGAUAAUCAAGAUCAGAAGGCCGCCGAGAAACGCAGAUGAAUAUCAAGCGUUACUGAAAGACUCGGCGAUUGCGGAACACGCACUAGACACAGGACACAAAAUAGAUUUAGAAAAUGUUGAGGUUUUGAGGCGAGGACUACGGUCCACGUCACACAGACUGAUCGCCGAGGCGGUAGAAAUCGCCAAGCAUCCCAGCGUCAACAGAAUGAAGGGCGUAGAACUGGCUAGCGUUAUUACGUACGAAGAUGGCACCGUUCUGGCUUCGGACCUCUCAGCACUGCUUGACACCGGAGCGUACAGAACAUAUCUACCGACAUCAUUCGCCAAUCGCCUUUUUUCCGGCAUCUGGAAACAAAUGAACUUGGAUAGCCGACUUGUUCGGUGUGAUGCGAUGUACCUCAUGCCCACACUAUUGCUGAAUCUCGAAGGUCACCAAUUAAAAUGGGAACCGAGCCAAUACAUUGAACAGCUGGACAUCGGACAAUGUGAAUCAACAAUCCAACCUGCAGACCUACCUUUCUCGUACAAUGCGCUCAUGGGCAUCUCGUUUCUGCGUCACUUUGCCGUCAUUUACGACGUGGAUAAUGAUGUUGUGGGAUUCGCCGAACCGAUUUGA
Opisthorchis viverrini is the source of this 1104-nucleotide messenger RNA. RefSeq lists its product as hypothetical. Gene Ontology annotation, biological process: proteolysis. Gene Ontology annotation, molecular function: aspartic-type endopeptidase activity. The transcript is spliced from 6 exons. The record is from RefSeq and is a predicted model, not a curated record. The coding region runs from base 1 to 1104 and encodes 367 amino acids. Lineage: Eukaryota; Metazoa; Platyhelminthes; Trematoda; Opisthorchiida; Opisthorchiidae.